GGCCGGGUGAGUGACAGUGGCCGCCAUUUUUCCCCCCUGAGGUACCGCUCUGCGCCUGAAAGGCCUCGGAUUUGAACGUUGCUCCCCCGCCCUUUAACGGUCGAUCCGUGGUGUUUAUUGAGCGCUUACUACGUGCAGGGCACUGUACUGAGCGCCUGGGAGAGGGGCCGUAUUUUGCAGAGAAUGUCAGGAAGUUUCUAUUUUGUGGUUGUUGGUCACCAUGAUAAUCCAGUGUUUGAAAUGGAAUUUUUGCCUGCUGGGAAAGUGGAAUCCAAGGAUGAUCACCGUCAUUUGAAUCAGUUCAUAGCACACGCUGCCCUUGACCUUGUAGAUGAAAAUAUGUGGUUGUCUAACAACAUGUACCUGAAAACGGUGGAUAAAUUCAAUGAGUGGUUUGUCUCUGCUUUUGUUACUGCAGGUCAUAUGAGAUUCAUUAUGCUUCAUGAUGUACGGCAAGAAGAUGGAAUAAAAAACUUCUUCAGUGAUGUUUAUGAUUUAUAUAUCAAGUUUGCAAUGAAUCCAUUCUAUGAACCGAAUUCUCCAAUUCGAUCAAGUGCAUUUGAUAGAAAAGUCCAAUUUCUUGGGAAGAAACAUCUUUUAAGCUGAUUCCAGAAGACUUCUUAAUGUGUGCAUUGUAAUUGACUAAAUAGCCCAGUAAAUAUUUAUCUGUUCCACUAUCACAGUAAAUACAUUCUAGACCAAAAGAGCUUUCAAUCUCUUUAAAAGUGGGACGUCAUUUUUUGUUUUCUGCUGGCAGAAAGGUCACACUAACUCCUGCUUGUGAAGAAUAUACUUCUAAAGGCAUUUAUCAAGUACCUUUGAGGGUUUCUGUUAUUGUACAGAUUGAGGAGUAUCUGGAUAGUUUGACCCCAAAUUUUCAGGUUUGGGGUUUUUGAUGUGGGAACCAAUUUGGUAAAUUGGACUGAGAGAUGUGAUAGAACAACUGAAAAUAUUGUUUCUCUAAUCACAAAUAAAAUGUAAUUAACAUUUUGGUUUUUGAAAAUAGGUUGCAUAGCCAAAAAGGUGAACCAAUUAGAACAAGGUAGAUUACUUAAUGCAGCAAAAGCCCGGCCAACAACUUUACAAGAAAAAAUCACUGCUGAGUUCAGGGAGCGGGGGAUUAGUUGUGUAUCACCUUAAUAUAUAUAUUUUUUAAUUUAGACUCAAGAUUCCUAAGUUCCAUUAUCUCCCUUUCUAAUGUGAUAUAUGUGUUCCACAUAAAACACUCAUGUUAAGAAUGAGCAGUUGGGCCUUAAGCAUCUUUUGAUGUGCUCUUAAGUUUUUUGGCUUGAUGCUUUGAUGGUGGGACAUAUUCCAUUAGUCCAAAAACAAUAAUUAGGAGUUAAAAUUGAAUUACAUUCACUUUCAGUAGUUAAGCAACUUACAGAAUAGAUGGGAGAGCUGUUUUAUUGUACAAGACGUCCAUAUUUCUUGUUCUAAAACUUAAUGGGUUCAGUGUUCUUAGAUGGGUUCAGUAAUGUCUUAACUAAGUUUAACAUGCCAGAAGUCUGGGGUGGUAAUUGUGAAUAUCAGUUCCAAGUUUGUUUGUGAUCACAGUUGGUGUUUUACACACUAAUAUAGCAAAACGCUAAUGAGAAUAUUGUUGGCCAUACGGCCUUAAAUGGAUUUGGGGUUGUUUCCUAAACAAGGCUUAUAAACAGCAUGUUUAUCCAAGCAAGUCGAGAAAUUUAAACUCAAAGACUGUACUGUGGUGCAAUCCAUAACCCAAUAAAAUGUAAAACCAUUUCAUUUGUGCUAGAAAUUGAAUAAAUUGUAAAAACUGCUAUUCUGUGGUAAAAAAAAAAAA
Molecule: messenger RNA, 1807 nt
Organism: Tachyglossus aculeatus (Australian echidna)
Lineage: Eukaryota; Metazoa; Chordata; Mammalia; Monotremata; Tachyglossidae
Gene: TRAPPC2
Product: trafficking protein particle complex 2
Exons: 5
Coding region: 184-606 (140 amino acids)
Biological process (GO): endoplasmic reticulum to Golgi vesicle-mediated transport
Cellular component (GO): cytoplasm; TRAPP complex; nucleus
Source: RefSeq, a predicted model, not a curated record